Molecule: messenger RNA, 981 nt
Organism: Saccharomycopsis crataegensis
Lineage: Eukaryota; Fungi; Ascomycota; Saccharomycetes; Ascoideales; Saccharomycopsidaceae
Exons: 1
Coding region: 1-981 (326 amino acids)
Source: RefSeq, a predicted model, not a curated record
AUGUUAGAAUUAAGUUUCAACAAGGUCAUUGACCAAAUUGUAUCUUCUGGGAAAGUUGAAUCCGUGAAAAUCCUGGAUCUUUCAAAAUUGUUGGAGCUUGCCGCUCUGAUAACAAGCCAUAAUGAAUCUUACCUGGUAAUAAUUUAUGGAUCAUAUUACCGGAUUUGCAUCCAAUCAACUUUGGAUUUUUGUAUGGAACUAUGGCCAGUUAUAGAAAACCAGAAUCCUAACAAUAGAUUCUUUGUCAAACUGCUUCCAGGGUUGAUAAUUCGAAAGUUCUCUAAUAUUUUACUUGAAAAAAUUGGAACACAAAAGAGGUACCGAGCAUUUGCUGGGAGAAUAAAAAUAUUUAUUUCAAAAUGUUACCAAAUUAAUGAUCAUUUUGUGGUAAACCCUAGUGGUGAAAUAAACGCCGAUUUUGAGGAAAAAUAUGAUAUUAAUUAUUAUAAUAGGUUUUCUGAUAAAUAUUAUAGACAAAUUUAUAAUAAUUUUAAAAGAUUACAACGUAUUGUGUCAAAUCCAUUCAAGUAUGCCGAUCAUGAUGAUGUGACAUUAGUAUUUGAGUAUUGGAUUGAAUAUUUGGUGAAGAUGUUGUGCAAAAGUACAAGCACCCAAAUCAUGAGCGGUGAGUUAUUGAUAAAAGAGAAAAUGAAUUGGUACAACAAAAUAAGCGAAAGAUAUGAUGGAAUGUAUUUUCUCAAUGAUUUUAAUCCCAAGUUCAUUGAAUUAAUAUUGAGUGAUCCCAAAUCGGCCAAAGCCUUGCUUUUUGAAAUAUUUCUUGUAUGCCAUUUAUACAAUAUUACUCACAUGCAAAUCAAAGGACAUCUUAAUGAUUUUCUCCUAGAGAAUGAUAGAUCCAAAUUUGAUAGCAAUGUGGCAAAGGAUAUUUUUCAGGGAUUCAAAUUCUCAAAUGGUAGCAGAAAUGAAGAAAUAUGUAAUUUAAUGGGAUUGAUAGAUCACAAAUUUUAUGAAUCAGAAUAA